AUGGCAGAUGACAAUGAUCAGGGUGAUCGAGUUUAUGCGGAGCUUCAUCCAGUCGCUUCUGACGUUGAAUCGGAAGAUUCCACGCCAGAAGCAGAUAGAUAUUACGCUGAUAGCGACAAUUUAACGGAUGUCGAGCCGAUGAGCAUUGACGGAUUCGAUCAUUAUGCAGAUGAUGAGGCUUCCAUUGAUGGUGAAUCCGAAGAAGAAGAGGAUGAUAAUGACGACAUGUCUGUUCACGACUACCGGUCCAGUCUCUUCUCUGAUUCAGAUUACGACGCAGAUUUUGACGGUUUUGACGAUUGGGACGGUGAUAUGGACGACGUCCCUCUUGAUAGAUUUGUUGAUGAAGAAUUCGAAGAAGCGGCACCAGGCAUUCAGCCUUUGCUUCCUGAGGAUCGCCUUGUUUACAGACAAGAAUCAGAGCUACUCCGGGCCGACUAUGAUCCUGAUCUUCAAGAGCUCUGGGAUAGAAGGUACCGAACGGUCGAAGAAAACCGGGAGCUCGGAAUCGAUGUCUUUAACGGAGGUCCGCCACUUCAGACGCGUAUUGAGUUUUUUGCGCCUCAGGUAUUUUGA
Messenger RNA from Oikopleura dioica, 576 nucleotides. Lineage: Eukaryota; Metazoa; Chordata; Appendicularia; Copelata; Oikopleuridae. The record is from the annotation of a GenBank genome assembly.